UCAAGAGUGGUUCAACUGGCACAUGGAGAAAGGUCAUACCAUAUCUUCUACCAGCUUUGUGCUGGGGCUCCUUCAGGUCUAAGAGACAAGUUAAAUUUAAAAGAUGCAUCUGAGUUCAACUAUCUUAAACAAAGUGGCUGUUUCGUUAUAAGUGGCGUUGAUGAUGCUCAUAAGUUCAAAAUUCUCAUGGAAGCACUAAAUAGACUCAAGAUUUGUCAGAGAGAUCGAAUGCACGCUUUUGAGAUGAUAUCUGCAGUUUUAUGGCUAGGAAACAUUUCAUUUGAAGUGAUUGACGAUGAAAACCAUGUUCAACCCGUGGCUAAUGAAGCUGUUACUAAUGCUGCUAGCUUGAUGGGUUGCAGUGCCCAUGAUCUCAUGCUAGCUUUAUCAAUGCAUAGAAUACAUGCUGGCGAGGAUGAGGUUUCCAAGAGAUUUUCAAUCCAGCAGGCAAUUGAUACGAGAGAUGCAUUGGCUAAAUUCAUAUAUGGGAGCUUGUUUGGAUGGGUUGUAGAUAGGAUAAAUACAUCACUUGCUAUGGGAAAGCAGCAUACUUGUAGAUCCAUAAAUAUUUUAGACAUAUACGGUUUUGAAUCAUUUAAGAGUAAUGGGUUUGAACAGUUCUGCAUAAACUAUGCAAAUGAGAGGCUUCAGCAACAUUUCAAUCGUCAUCUACUUAAACUUGAGCAAGAGGGAUAUGAGUUGGAUGGAAUUGACUGGAGAAAGGUUCAAUUUGAAGACAACCAAGAUUGUUUGGAUCUCAUUGAACAGAGACCAAUUGGGCUAAUUGCUUUGCUCGAUGAAGAGUCGAAUUUCCCUAAAGCGACGGAUUUGACAUUUGCCAAUAAAGUUAAAGAGCACUUGAAAACAAAUUCGUGCUUAAAAGGUGAAAGAGGAUCAGUUUUCAGUAUUAAGCACUAUGCUGGCGAGGUUCUCUAUAGCACCAGUGGUUUCCUGGAAAAGAACAGAGAUCUUCUGCAUACAGAUAUUAUUCAGCUACUCUCCUCAUGCCAAUCUGAACUACUUCAGUUGUUUACCUGUAGAGUGCUAAACCAAUUCCAGAAAUCAAGUUUGCCCACCAAGUUUGCAGUGCCAGAUGUUCAGAGACAAAGUGUUGCUACGAAAUUCAAAGGUCAGUUGUUCCAAUUAAUGCGGCAGUUGGAAAACACUUCUCCACAUUUCAUUCGCUGCAUAAAGCCAAACAACCAGAAGCUUCCUGGGGUGUUUGAGAAAGAUCUUGUGUUAAAGCAGCUUCAGUGUUGCGGGAUUCUAGAAGUCGUGAGGAUCUCAAGAGCUGGCUAUCCAACAAGGAUGACCCAUCAAGACUUUACAGAAAGAUAUGCCGUCCUCCUCUUGGCACAUAAUCUGCCAAGAGAUCCUUUAAGUACAUCGGUUGCUAUCCUGCAACAAUUCCGUAUCCAUCCAGAAAUGUUCCAAGUAGGUCAUACCAAAGUAUAUCUUCGAGCAGGACAGAUUGCUGCAAUGGAGGAAGUGAGAAAACAAGUCAUUCAAGGUACUCUUGAGGUGCAAAAGUGCUUUCGUGGUCAUCGUGUUCGUAGGUACUUCCGUGAACUCAAGAGGAGCGUAAUAACCUUCCAAUCUUUUGCUCGUGGUGAAAUUGGUAGAAGGCAGUAUGAUGUUUUGAUGAAGUCAAAAGAGGAAGAGGAUUGCAAAAAACUUGAUGAGAGAUUGGUGGCUGUAGUACAGAUACAAUCAGCAAUGCGUGGGCACUUAUCCAGAAGGCAUUUUUGUAGCCUUCAGAAUUGGAAAAAGACUAUAAUUGCCAACAAGCAAAAUGGAGGAAGAAAUAUUUCAGCAACGAAGGAUUCGCCUUGUGAAGUUCUACCUUCGACUUUGGAAGAGCUUCAAAGACGUGUUCACAGAGCAGAGACAGCCCUUGAGCAGAAGGAAAAAGAAAAUGCAGCAUUGAAGCAACAACUAAAAGAAAUUGAGAAUCGGUUAUCAGAAUAUGAAGCCAAAGCAAGUUCAAUGGAGAUGUGGCAAAAGCAAAUGGCAUCUUUGCAGGCAAAGCUUGCUCUAGCUAAGUCUCUUGGUUCAGCGUCUUCUCGCUCGUAUGGUUCUACAAGAAGCCUAUCUGUGGGAACCGGAGGAAGUGCAUCCGUGAACUAUGAUGACUCCGAUGCCGAGUCUGUUCAAGAGGGUGGUGGUGGUUUUCUUGCUGUGAGCCAACUUGUGAAGGAGUUUGAACAACAGAAACAAAGAUUUGAGGGUGAGACCACAAGAAUUGGGCAUCUAAAGACACGUUCUGCAACUCUUGAAGCAGCAGAGGAGCUUAAGAAACUGAAAGCCCAUUUUAGCGAAUGGAAGGAAGAUUUCAAAGACCGAUUGAGGGAGGCAAGGAUGAAACUGCGCAAGUCUGAGCAACACCCAAAAGAAAAACGACGCCAAAAAAGGACGUGGUGGGGAAGGGAACAAGUGUUUUCAGCUUUGAAUAACUCAUCUUACUUACUGGGAGGAAUCAAAUGGCAUAACAAAUAAAUGAAACAAAUGAAACCAAAAAAAAAUGAAACAACCACACCAGUAUGAUUGUCUCACUUAUGGAGACAAUCAUGUCAAUGUGAUUUUCUCCAUAUCUAUUUACUGGUUCCUGAUAUAAUUGGAUGUUUUUUUCUUUUAUUUCCACUAAGAAUCAUGGCCUCAUCAUGUACAGUUUGUGUUCAAUAUACAUACAACAGUGUUGCCAGAAAGUGUAAAUGAAAUGCGCAUUCCAAUAGCCACCCAAACAAAACUUGUUAAUUGAGGAAGCUAUUAAUUUAAAUUUCAUGAGUCAUCUCCACUGGCUAGAAAUGAAAUUGCUUCGAAUGG
Messenger RNA from Cuscuta campestris, 2823 nucleotides. Lineage: Eukaryota; Viridiplantae; Streptophyta; Magnoliopsida; Solanales; Convolvulaceae. The record is from the annotation of a GenBank genome assembly.